Molecule: messenger RNA, 10908 nt
Organism: Trichosurus vulpecula (common brushtail)
Lineage: Eukaryota; Metazoa; Chordata; Mammalia; Diprotodontia; Phalangeridae
Gene: ITPR2
Product: inositol 1,4,5-trisphosphate receptor type 2
Exons: 57
Coding region: 122-8218 (2698 amino acids)
Biological process (GO): calcium ion transmembrane transport
Cellular component (GO): endoplasmic reticulum; membrane
Molecular function (GO): inositol 1,4,5 trisphosphate binding; inositol 1,4,5-trisphosphate-gated calcium channel activity
Source: RefSeq, a predicted model, not a curated record
UCUCCUCGCUGGUCCCUCUCCGCCACGCCAAGGCUCUUUGGAAAGAGUGUGUCCAAGGGCAUCUGGGGAUCCUCCCCAAAACCAUUAAAAAAGGAGCGCCCACUUUAGAAAAUGAGACAGCAUGUCUGACAAAAUGUCCAGUUUUCUAUACAUCGGGGACAUCGUAUCCCUGUAUGCGGAGGGCUCCGUCAACGGCUUCAUCAGCACUCUGGGGCUAGUGGAUGAUAGAUGUGUGGUGCAUCCAGAAGCCGGUGACCUUGCCAACCCUCCUAAGAAAUUCAGAGAUUGCCUUUUUAAAGUAUGCCCUAUGAACCGAUAUUCUGCACAAAAACAAUACUGGAAGGCCAAGCAAGCUAAACAAGGAAACCACACAGAAGCAGCAUUGCUUAAGAAAUUACAGCAUGCUGCAGAGCUGGAACAAAAACAGAAUGAGUCGGAGAAUAGGAAGCUGUUGGGAGAAAUUGUUAAAUAUAGUAAUGUGAUACAACUACUGCACAUAAAAAGCAACAAAUACCUAACAGUUAACAAGCGCUUGCCUGCCUUACUGGAGAAGAAUGCCAUGCGGGUGUCCUUGGAUGCUGCAGGAAAUGAAGGGUCUUGGUUUUAUAUUCAUCCCUUUUGGAAACUGAGGAGUGAAGGUGACAAUAUUGUUGUAGGAGAUAAAGUCGUAUUGAUGCCAGUCAAUGCAGGACAGCCACUACAUGCGAGCAACAUAGAGCUUCUAGACAAUCCAGGGUGUAAAGAGGUUAAUGCUGUUAAUUGCAACACUAGCUGGAAAAUCACUUUGUUCAUGAAAUUCAGUUGCUAUCGUGAAGAUGUUCUCAAAGGGGGCGAUGUUGUCAGACUGUUUCAUGCAGAACAAGAGAAGUUUCUAACCUGUGAUGAAUAUGAGAAAAUACAGCAUAUUUUCCUUCGUACAACUUUGCGUCAAUCAGCUACUUCUGCCACAAGUUCUAAAGCGCUCUGGGAAAUUGAGGUGGUACACCAUGAUCCAUGCCGUGGGGGAGCAGGACAGUGGAACAGUUUAUUCAGAUUCAAACAUCUGGCAACUGGAAAUUAUUUAGCUGCAGAGCUCAAUCCUGAUUAUCGAGAUGCCAACAAUGAAGGAAAAGUGGUGAGAGAUGGUGACCUUCCUACUUCAAAGAAGAAACGCCAAGCAGGGGAGAAGAUUAUGUAUACUUUGGUCUCUGUACCACAUGGAAAUGACAUUGCAUCGCUCUUUGAAUUAGAUGCUACUACUCUUCAGAGAGCUGAUUGCCUGGUGCCAAGGAACUCAUACGUUCGGUUGAGACAUUUAUGUACUAAUACAUGGGUGACCAGCACCAGCAUCCCUAUAGACACUGAUGAAGAGAGACCAGUGAUGCUAAAGAUUGGAACGUGCCAGACGAAGGAAGAUAAGGAAGCGUUUGCCAUUGUGUCAGUCCCUCUGUCUGAAGUCCGGGAUUUAGAUUUUGCCAACGAUGCAAACAAAGUCUUAGCAUCCACGGUUAAAAAAAUGGAGAAUGGAGCAAUAACUCAGAAUGAAAGAAGAUUUGUAACAAAGUUAUUGGAGGACCUCAUUUUCUUUGUUGCUGAUGUACCUAAUAAUGGACAAGAUGUUCUGGAUGUGGUAGUCACUAAGCCAAAUAGGGAAAGGCAAAAAUUAAUGAGGGAGCAGAACAUAUUGGCACAAGUGUUUGGGAUUCUUAAAGCUCCCUUUAAGGACAAAGGGGGAGAAGGAUCAAUGCUGAGACUCGAGGAUCUGGGGGACCAGAGAUAUGCUCCCUACAAGUACAUGUUGAGGCUCUGUUACCGAGUUCUUAGACAUUCUCAGCAGGACUAUAGGAAAAAUCAGGAAUAUAUUGCUAAGAAUUUCUGUGUCAUGCAAUCCCAGAUUGGCUAUGAUAUUUUGGCAGAGGAUACCAUCACAGCUUUGUUGCACAACAACAGAAAACUACUAGAAAAACAUAUCACAGCAAAAGAAAUUGAAACAUUUGUUAAUUUACUCAGGAGGAACCGUGAGCCAAGAUUUUUGGAUUACUUAUCAGACUUGUGUGUGUCUAAUACAACUGCUAUACCAGUAACUCAAGAACUCAUCUGUAAAUUUAUGCUGAGUCCAGGAAAUGCUGAUAUUCUCAUUCAAACCAAGCUGGUUUCCAUGCAAAUAGACAAUCCUUUGGAGUGUUCCAUCCUCCCAGAUGAUAUUGAUGAUGAAGAAGUCUGGCUUUACUGGAUUGACAGCAAUAAGGAACCUCAUGGCAAAGCUAUCCGGCAUCUUGCACAAGAGGCUAAAGAAGGCACAAAGGCUGAUUUAGAAGUCCUCACGUAUUAUAGGUAUCAAUUGAACCUCUUUGCAAGGAUGUGCUUGGAUCGUCAAUAUCUAGCCAUAAACCAGAUUUCUACCCAGCUUUCGGUAGAUUUGAUCUUACGCUGUAUGUCAGAUGAAAGCCUGCCAUAUGAUCUUCGAGCCUCUUUUUGUCGCCUUAUGCUUCACAUGCAUGUGGAUAGAGACCCUCAAGAAUCAGUAGUACCUGUUCGCUAUGCAAGACUUUGGACAGAGAUACCUACCAAGAUCACAAUACAUGAAUAUGAUUCUAUUACAGACUCUUCGAGAAAUGAUAUGAAGAGGAAAUUUGCAUUGACAAUGGAAUUUGUUGAAGAAUACUUGAAAGAAGUUGUAAACCAACCAUUCCCUUUUGGGGAUAAAGAGAAAAACAAGCUUACAUUUGAGGUGGUACACCUGGCUCGAAAUCUUAUUUACUUUGGAUUUUACAGUUUCAGUGAGUUGCUAAGACUGACAAGAACACUUCUGGCUAUUCUGGAUAUUGUACAGGGACCCAUGUCAUCAUACCUGGAAAGAUUAAGCAAAUUUCAAGAUGGAGGAAAUAAUGUUAUGCGAACUAUCCAUGGUGUUGGAGAGAUGAUGACCCAAAUGGUCCUCAGUAGGGGAUCUAUCUUUCCCAUGUCUGUCCCUGAUGUACAGCCUAGCACCCACCCAAUCAAGCAAGCAAGUACUACUGAUAAUGAGGACAUAACUGUUAUGGACACAAAAUUAAAAAUAAUUGAAAUUUUACAGUUCAUUCUGAGCGUUAGACUAGACUAUAGAAUCUCAUAUAUGCUGUCUAUCUACAAGAAAGAAUUUGGAGACAACAAUGAAAAUCCUGAAAACUCCACUACUACUCCCCCUGACACACCACUUUCAUCAGCUAUCGUUCCUGAUAUAGAUGAAAUUGCAGCUCAGGCAGAGACUAUGUUUGCUGGGAGAAAAGAAAAAAAUCCAGUCCAACUUGAUGAUGAAGGAGGAAGGACAUUUUUACGAGUUCUUAUUCAUCUGAUCAUGCAUGAUUACCCUCCUUUACUAUCAGGAGCCCUGCAGUUGCUAUUUAAGCAUUUCAGUCAAAGAGCUGAAGUUUUACAGGCUUUUAAACAGGUACAAUUAUUGGUAUCUAAUCAAGAUGUAGAUAACUACAAACAAAUCAAAGCUGACCUAGAUCAACUACGACUGACUGUAGAAAAAUCUGAGCUGUGGGUUGAGAAGAGUAGCUCGUAUGAAAAUGGCGAAAUGAGUGAAAAUCAAGUAAAAGGGGGAGAAGAGCCGAAUGAGGAAUCAAAUAUUUUAAGUCCAGUGCAAGAUGGAACCAAGAAACCUCAGAUCGACAGUAAUAAGAGCAACAAUUACAAGAUUGUAAAGGAGAUUUUAAUCAGAUUAAGUAAACUCUGUGUCCAGAAUAAAAAGUGUCGGAAUCAGCAUCAACGUUUGCUUAAAAACAUGGGGGCUCAUUCAGUGGUGUUGGACCUUCUACAAAUACCCUAUGAAAAGUCUGAUGAAAAGAUGAAUGAAGUGAUGAAUUUAGCCCAUACAUUUCUACAGAAUUUCUGUCGGGGAAAUCCUCAGAAUCAAGUUCUUCUCCACAAACAUCUCAAUUUGUUUUUAACUCCUGGUCUUCUUGAAGCAGAAACGAUGCGACACAUCUUCAUGAACAACUACCAUCUGUGCAAUGAGAUUAGUGAGAGAGUCGUACAGCACUUUGUACAUUGUAUUGAGACACAUGGUCGCCAUGUAGAAUACCUGAGGUUUUUGCAAACGAUUGUAAAAGCAGAUGGCAAAUAUGUAAAAAAAUGCCAAGAUAUGGUAAUGACAGAGCUAAUAAAUGGAGGUGAAGAUGUGCUGAUAUUUUACAACGAUAGAGCAUCGUUUCCCAUCCUUCUACAAAUGAUGUGUUCUGAGAGAGACCGAGGAGAUGAUAGUGGACCUUUAGCUUACCAUGUAACACUUGUGGAAUUAUUGGCAGCAUGUACUGAAGGAAAGAAUGUAUAUACUGAAAUCAAAUGCAAUUCUCUUCUGCCCCUGGAUGAUAUAGUGAGAGUAGUAGCCCAUGAUGACUGCAUUCCUGAGGUUAAGAUCGCAUAUGUGAAUUUUGUUAAUCACUGUUAUGUGGAUACUGAAGUGGAAAUGAAAGAAAUCUAUACUAGUAACCACAUUUGGAAAUUAUUUGAGAACUUCCUUGUUGAUAUGGCAAGGGUUUGCAAUACAACUACAGAUAGAAAACAUGCAGAUAUCUUUUUAGAAAAGUGUGUAACAGAGCCAAUCAUGAAUAUUGUUAGUGGCUUCUUUAAUUCUCCCUUCUCAGACAAUAGCACAAGCCUUCAGACUCAUCAACCAGUUUUUAUUCAACUGCUUCAGUCUGCCUUUAGAAUUUACAACUGUACCUGGUUAAACCCAGUACAGAAAGCCUCAGUGGAGUCAUGUAUCAAAACACUGGCCGAAGUGGCAAAGAAUCGCGGUAUUGCAAUUCCAGUGGAUUUGGACGGCCAAGUCAAUACUUUGUUCAUGAAGAGCCAUUCCAAUAUGGUACAGAGAGCAGCCAUGGGAUGGAGAAUGUCAGCUCGUAGUGGACCACGCUUUAAAGAAGCACUUGGAGGGCCUGCAUGGGAUUAUAGGAACAUAAUUGAAAAGUUGCAGGAUGUAGUCAGUUCUUUAGAGCAGCAGUUUAGCCCGAUGAUGCAGGCUGAAUUCUCCGUGUUGGUUGAUGUGCUGUACAGCCCAGAACUUCUUUUUCCUGAGGGAAGUGAUGCAAGGAUAAGAUGUGGUGCUUUCAUGUCCAAGUUGAUUAAUCAUACAAAGAAGCUCAUGGAGAAAGAAGAAAAGCUCUGCAUUAAAAUUCUUCAGACCUUACGAGAAAUGUUAGAGAAGAAAGAUAGCUUUGUGGAAGAGGGGAACACAUUAAGGAAAAUACUGUUAAAUCGUUAUUUUAAAGGUGAUUAUGGGACUGGUGUGAAUGGACAUCUGUCAGGGACCUACAGCAAAACUGGGCAAGGAAACUUUUCUGGACAAGAUUCAGAUAAGACGGGGAUAUCAGUAUCUGAUAUUCAGUGUCUUUUGGAUAAAGAAGGUGCAUCUGAACUUGUCAUAGAUGUUAUAGUGAACACCAAAAAUGACAAGAUUUUUUCUGAAGGAAUUUUGCUUGGCAUUGCAUUGCUUGAAGGAGGAAAUACUCAAACACAGUAUUCUUCUUACCAGCAACUGCAUGAACAAAAAAAAUCUGAAAAGUUUUUUAAAGUCUUAUAUGACCAUAUGAAGGCUGCCCAGAAAGAGAUACGGUCAACUGUGACGGUGAAUACCAUAGAUUUAGGCAGCAAGAAGAAGGAUGAUGACAGUGAUCUAAUAGCGUCUAGUCCAAGAAUGAGAGUAAGAGAUCCAUCUAUGCAUUUAAAAGAGGGAAUGAAAGGGCAGUUAACAGAAGCAUCUUCAGCAACAUCCAAAGCAUACUGUGUAUAUCGAAGAGAAAUGGAUCCAGAAAUAGAUCUCAUGUGCACAGGAACAGAUGCUGGAAAUACAGAUGAAAAGUGUGCUGAUGAAGUAACGAUGACCCCUACUAUUGCAAUCAUGCAACCGAUUCUGAGAUUUCUUCAACUACUUUGUGAGAAUCACAACCGAGAAUUACAGAACUUCUUGAGGAAUCAAAACAACAAAACCAAUUAUAAUCUUGUUUGUGAGACUCUUCAGUUCUUAGACUGCAUUUGUGGAAGUACAACUGGAGGGCUAGGUCUGUUGGGGUUGUAUAUCAAUGAGAGGAAUGUCGCUCUAGUGAACCAGACCCUGGAGAGUUUAACUGAAUAUUGCCAAGGACCAUGCCAUGAGAAUCAGACUUGUAUUGCUACUCAUGAGUCUAAUGGCAUUGAUAUCAUCAUUGCACUGAUAUUGAAUGACAUAAACCCUCUUGGAAAAUAUCGCAUGGAUUUGGUGCUUCAGCUAAAGAACAAUGCCUCUAAGCUUUUGCUGGCUAUUAUGGAAAGCAGACACGACAGCGAGAAUGCUGAGAGGAUUCUUUUUAACAUGAGACCAAGGGAACUGGUGGAUGUCAUGAAGAAUGCCUAUAACCAGGGUUUAGAAUGUGACCAUGAAGAUGAUCGUGGAGAUGAUGGCAUUUCACCAAAAGAUGUUGGACAUAAUAUCUAUAUUCUGGCCCAUCAGCUGGCUCGCCAUAAUAAAGCAUUACAGCAGAUGCUUAAACCAGGGUCUGAUCCAGAGGAAGGAGAUGAAGCUUUGAAAUAUUAUGCUAACCACACAGCACAAAUUGAAAUUGUUCGUCAUGAUAGAACUAUGGAACAGAUUGUUUUCCCUGUUCCAAAUAUAUGUGAAUACCUGACUCGAGAAUCUAAAAGUCGUGUAUUCAACAUGACUGAGAGAGAUGAACAAGGAAGCAAAGUGAAUGACUUUUUCCAACAAACAGAAGAUCUUUACAAUGAAAUGAAAUGGCAGAAAAAAAUCAGGAAUAACCCUGCACUGUUCUGGUUCUCUAGACACAUAUCACUCUGGGGGAGCAUUUCAUUCAAUUUGGCUGUAUUCAUCAAUUUAGCUGUUGCUCUUUUCUAUCCAUUCGGAGAUGAUGGAGAUGAAGGUACACUUUCUCCCUUGUUCUCAAUCCUGCUUUGGAUAGCAGUCGCAGUUUGUACAUCCAUGCUGUUUUUCUUUCCCAAACCUGUUGGUAUUCGACCAUUUCUUGUGUCUAUAAUGCUCAGAUCUAUAUAUACAAUAGGACUUGGGCCUACAUUGAUACUUCUUGGGGCUGCUAAUCUUUGUAAUAAAAUAGUAUUUCUGGUAAGCUUUGUUGGAAAUCGUGGAACAUUCACUCGUGGGUACCGAGCAGUUAUCAUGGACAUGGCCUUUCUUUACCAUGUAGCUUAUGUCUUGGUCUGCAUGCUGGGUCUUUUUGUCCAUGAGUUCUUCUACAGUUUCUUGCUUUUUGAUUUGGUAUACAGAGAGGAGACUUUGCUCAAUGUUAUAAAGAGUGUCACCCGAAAUGGUCGCUCCAUUAUUCUGACUGCAGUCCUCGCUCUCAUCCUCGUCUACUUGUUCUCCAUUAUUGGAUUCCUGUUUUUGAAAGAUGACUUUAUCAUGGAGGUGGAUAGGCUGAAAAACAGAACACCUAUUACAGGCAGUACUGAAGUUCCUACAGUGACUCUAACUUCGAUCAUGGGAGAAUGUACUAAGGAGAAUUGCUCACCCACAAUACCAUUUUCAAGUACAGUUGAAGAAGAUGAUGAAGAUGGGAUAGAACGGACCUGUGACACACUCCUGAUGUGCAUUGUUACUGUGUUAAACCAGGGCCUGAGGAAUGGUGGUGGUGUAGGAGAUGUUCUGAGAAAGCCUUCUAAAGAUGAACCCUUGUUUGCUGCUAGAGUGGUUUAUGACCUUCUUUUUUAUUUCAUUGUCAUCAUUAUUGUUCUGAAUUUGAUUUUUGGUGUUAUCAUUGAUACAUUUGCUGAUCUUAGAAGUGAAAAACAGAAAAAGGAAGAAAUUCUAAAGACAACCUGCUUCAUCUGUGGACUUGAGAGAGACAAGUUUGAUAAUAAAACUGUAUCAUUUGAGGAGCACAUUAAGUCUGAACACAAUAUGUGGCAUUAUUUGUACUUCAUAGUUCUGGUGAAAGUUAAAGACCCAACUGAAUACACUGGACCUGAAAGUUAUGUAGCUCAAAUGAUUGCGGAGAAGAACUUGGACUGGUUUCCUCGGAUGCGAGCCAUGUCUCUAGUUAGCAAUGAAAGUGACAGCGAGCAAAAUGAAAUUAGAAAUCUGCAAGAGAAAUUAGAAUCAACUAUGAGUCUGGUCAAACAGCUGUCUGGUCAGCUAGCUGAGCUCAAGGAACAGAUGACAGAACAAAGGAAAAAUAAGCAGAGACUGGGUUUUCUUGGAUCAAACACACCCCAUGUGAAUCAUCACAUGCCACUGCACUGAUACCAUGGGGGGAAGCCGUGACUAGCCUUUCAUCAGUAUCCCUGCUUGAUUACAGAAUAAAGAACUGAGAUCGAGGGGAGUGAACAGUGCCUAUUGUUACAAACUUAAAAACAACCAAGUGCCAAGAUGUUAAGUGGUUUUGCUCUGGGAACAAUUUACAACUGUUUUUCAUGGUUGAGAAGACCACAAAUGAAAAUAUAAUAGCUACAAAGAGUACUUUGGGGUACAUGUUACACAUUCUUCAAGCAACCUGAAAUGUCUUCAGUUGAAGAGAAUGAUUGGGAAAGAAUAGAAAUUAAUAGGAAUCAUGUUUGUCUCACUGUCUGUAUCAGAAUGUCUGCGGUGGCGGUCCAGCAUUGGCAAUAUUCUGUUAAUUAUAGUAAAUAAGUUGGGGACACAGGAAAUAAUGUUGCUAUGGGUUAAUUUCUACUAGUGUAGGAAAAAAAAACAGCGAGGGUUGCAAAAAUUGUUAAUGCUACUGAAUUUUAGCUGUCACAAGGCAAUUUUCUUAUUUAUAACAUGAAGCACAAUGGAUUUACAACAGUGGGAAUUUAAUUCUUUGGAGCUUAUGCAUGCUACACUGACAACCUAACUGGAAAGUGAUUUCAUUUCUUUUCUUUUCUUUUUAUUUUUUGGAUUCAGAUGUUCUCUAUUAAUGUGGCUGCAAAUGGAAAUUUUUACCUACCUUGUUGUUGAAACAUGCUUCAUAGCUAUUUAUAUUCUAAGAUUUUAAAAGAUAGAAGAAAAACCUAAAAGUAAGCCCCAUAGAAAGAUUUUGUUGAAUACAUAUGUGCUUUUAAAACUCAUAUUGAGAUUGAAAAAUUAAAAAGGCCUAAAGAUGACAGGAGGUCUUGAGAGACUUAAAAUAGUAGCAUUAUAUUUUAUAAGCACAUGGUAGGAACAAUUUGAUUUGUGUAUGCAGUACCUAAGGAAAUCAGCAGUCUUAUUUAUGCUAUUCCUUUAGUUGAAAAGAGAGGCCAACAAGUUUAUGGAAAAUGAGAUAAAAUGUUGGUAUUAAUUGAAAUUUUAACUAUUGAUCAGAGGUUUUGAAAAUGUAUCAAAGAUGUUUAACCCCUUCCCAAAGGAAGAAUACUUUUCAUAUUAAAUUAUAAAAGAAUAUUCAGAACUAUCUAGAAGGGCCAGAUGAGAAAAGAAAACUAAAUUUUUGUCACCUGCCCUCAUUCAUUCUACAAGGUCAUUCUUAUAAAUAUCAUGUUUAAGCAUGUUAGGGCAAGAUGCAGAUAAUAAAACCUUCAAAAAAUAAGAUCAAUAUUGCAGAGCUAGGUGAUCUUGUAUGAUUUAACAUUUUGGCCCCACAUAUACAAUUAUAGAAUACUUCAGUACUUGAAAGGAUUCAUGAUCCCAUUGGUAUAGAUAACUCUUCUUUUACUAUUACUGAAGCAAAGCCCAACUUUCUAUCCCAUGUAGACGACAAUCUUCAUAAGCUACAACAAUACUUUGAUGGUUCUCUGCUCUCAUUGACGUGGGAGUAUCUCUUCCAACUGUGCAAAUUGAAACCCACCUUCUCAUCUCAGCUAUUCCAUGUUUUUCUACAUGUCUUCCAUAAAGGGGAUCACUCAGUAUAUGGAAGACCUCCUAAAUCUCUCAGUAAUGUAUUAGGUAUCAGUGAAGUACGUGGGCAAGCCAUCAGAUUUAUCUCACUCUGACUAGAUGACCGACUCACUUCAUUUUCCAGUCCAACAGUCCUUUGAUAAUAUCUAUUGUGGUUUUUUUGCAUGAUACUUUGUUCAUAAUAUCCUGCAUCUUAGUCAUGCCCACCACGACUCUCCAUUACCCUUUAGAUGAUCAAUAACUUUCAUUCUUGAAUGUUUCACAGACAUAUAACAUCACUAGAAGAAUAUUGAUGACAUUCAAAAUUGACUUUUCCAUGAAAAAGAAUCAUGAACAUUGCACAGUUUCCCAAAUGCAAUCUGGCCUGCUCUAUUUCUGUUAAAUUCUGAAUACAGUGCCUUCUUCAUCUGAAGUGUCUGUGUGAAGAAUGUGUACUAACAGAUAAGCUCAUUGGGACCAUAGAACCAUAGACUAGAAAAGACCCUAGAGGUUUGCUCAUCUAACUCCUUAAUUUUGUAGAUGAGGAAGCAAACUCAGACCCAAAAUUCUACAGGUAGCAAAGUGUCAGGGCUGGAAUUUGAACCAAGGUAGUAUGACUCCAAAGCCAAUCCUUUUUCCAUUGUACCAUACUGCUUCCUACUGGCCAGCUAACUGAAUAGCACACUCUGGGUAAUAGCUAUCUUUCAUUGUCUUUGAGUUUCAUGUCUGGGUAGUACACUAAGUUCUUUUGAGUGAUUUUGGAGGUCAUCUUCAUAAUCAAUAUCAUCAUCAUCAUUACUUGUGAUGAGCCUCACCAAACUGAGCCAGGCUUUUCCUCUGAUGGCAGAGAAUCAAUUGCUGGACCAUACUCAAAGCCAUACCAUCUUGGUAGGACCUACCAGGGCCUUGUGCUCCAUUAAUACAACCUUAAAGGACCCAGAGUCAUCUUACCAUAAGAUAACAAAGUAGGACUUUAGUGGACGUCAGUUAUAGAAAUUGAAUUUCAAAUUCUUUAAGAUGUUCCAUACAAUCAUCAUAGUUCAGUUCUAUACCCAGCUUGCAAAACUCCUGAAAGGCAUUAAAAUGUAAUUGGGAAAUGUUUAAUAGAAUAAAUAAAAAUACAACAUAGAUAAUGUUAA